AUGGCUCAACACGCCAACUUCGGAGGGCAUUCGGGCAUGUGCCGUCACAGAGAACGUAGACGUACCCGUAUAUAUGAGAUGCCACCACAUGGGGCCAUAUCCGAUACCUCAUCACAAUCUUCUAGGUCAAGCUCUCGGUCAAGUCAUAGUAGUGACUCUAGUAGCGACUGGAGCGACAUUGGCUAUGGCUCGGCCUCUUCUUCUCUAGCUGCUCCGUAUUGUCGGGAUAGUCAUCAUCACUGGCAUGUUCAUCGUCGUGAUAGUCAAGGACUUAGUCUCCCAGAACUACUACCCUAUACACCCUCAUCAGACACCGGAACUCCGGUGAUCCCCGAUUCUUCGGCGUCUUCCAUCGCAUCACCUGUGAUUCCACAUGUCGGGCUCCAACAUCCAGGCUCGUUUUUACUUCAAGGCGGACGUCACCCUAUAUAUCAUGGACAUACUAUUCCAGCGAGUGCCUAUCGAACGCCAGAACAUAAUACUCCCUUUCGAGACGAAGUAGUCCAUGCAUUUCACCCAAAUCUGCAGCAGUAUUACCACCCUAAUCCUACGGAUACCAGCGGAUUCAUCCACACACCCUCUCUGCAGUGGGACAUCAUCUAUCCACCCUCCAGGACACGAUACUUACCGGGAUAUUGCAUUAUACAGCAUCCUCAGUAUAUGGAAGCUGCAUGUGCACCCCCAACCGUACGUCGGAUCCACUUCACGUCAACUCAUGAAUGCCUUGGUUUCUGGAUGUCGCCUGACCGCUGGGGUCCCAUCAUAAUAGACGACCCCAACCUGCCCACUGUUCACAGGAUACUAGAAAAGAUACAUGAUUAUCUUCGACAGCCGCUUAGCCAAAAGGAUAUUGCUACGAUCCUUUCGACGCCUAUCAAUCGAAGCCGACUUGGUGAAGCGCGGCGUUCCAGGCUACACUACACCGCGGGUAUGCAGCCAUAUGGAGGAUACGUGAGGUCGGACGUAUUGGGCGGUCACAGACGAUUCUUCGGCUGCAGAAUGUCAAUCCGAGAUGGCAUUUGGAGAGCUUCAGUGGAUUUCAUCCCUGGUCCCGUCUUAAGACUGGUGAUUUAG
This is a messenger RNA of Desarmillaria tabescens, 1074 nucleotides long. RefSeq lists its product as uncharacterized. The transcript has a single exon. The record is from RefSeq and is a predicted model, not a curated record. NCBI's taxonomy places the organism in Eukaryota, Fungi, Basidiomycota, Agaricomycetes, Agaricales, Physalacriaceae. Bases 1 to 1074 code for a protein of 357 amino acids.